Hibiscus syriacus is the source of this 1621-nucleotide messenger RNA. RefSeq lists its product as uncharacterized. The transcript is spliced from 10 exons. The record is from RefSeq and is a predicted model, not a curated record. The coding region runs from base 73 to 1206 and encodes 377 amino acids. Gene Ontology annotation, molecular function: chromatin binding. Gene Ontology annotation, cellular component: nuclear inner membrane. NCBI's taxonomy places the organism in Eukaryota, Viridiplantae, Streptophyta, Magnoliopsida, Malvales, Malvaceae.
AAGCAACAUUUUUUUAGCGGUGCAUAGUUAAAGGAAAUUAACAUUGUUGUUGAUGUCGAUCUAACCUCGAAAAUGUCUUCCCCGACGCCCAAAAAGCGUUCAAAAUCGAAGCACGGUUCACAUUCUUCUUCAUCGGCUUCUAAAUCAUCACUAACUGCUAUAAUCGAGCCACCCCAGAGCUUACUCCCUUCCAAAGGAGAGUUCUUGCGGCUCAUAGCGGUGCUCGCAAUCGCAUCCGCUGUAGCUCUCUCCUGCAACUUCUUUAUUACCUUCUCCAGCUCCACCUCUAAACCCUUUUGCGAUAAUUUAGACCCCACCAAUUCAUUCUCUGAUGCUUGUGAGCCUUGUCUAAGUAAUGGGGAAUGUUAUGAAGGCAAGUUGGAAUGUAUUAAUGGCUAUAGAAGACAUGGAAAGCUGUGUAUAGAAGAUCGAGAUAUCAAUGAAACAGCUAAGAAACUUUCCAAAUGGGUAGAAGCUGGCCUUUGUGAAGCUUAUGCUCAAGUCAUGUGCUAUGGGACUGGGACAGUUUGGGUUCAGGAAAAUGGUCUCUGGAAUGAUUUAGAUGAACACAUGCUGAAGCAAAAUGUUGACUCAGACCAUACCUCAUAUGUUUAUACAAAAAGAAAGGCAAUGGAAACAAUAGCUAAAUUAUUAGAGACAAGAACAAAUCUCCAUGGGUUACAGGAAUUCAAGUGUCCAGAUGCUCUGGCAGAGUAUUACAAACCUUUGACCUGUCGUAUCCGUGAAUUGGUCUCCAAGCAUGCUCUUAUAAUUGUGCCUGUUUGUGCAGCUCUUAUAGGAUGUGCGGUAUUAUUUUGGAAAGUCCGUCAGAGAAGGUAUCUUUCAGCUAGAGCAGAGGAGCUAUACAAUCAGGUCUGUGAUAUGCUUGAGGAGAAUGCCUUGAGGUCGAAGAGCAUGGAUGGGGGAGGUGAAUCAUGGGUUGUUGCUUCAUGGUUGCGAGAUCAUCUCCUUUUGCCUAGGGAAAGAAAGGAUCCUCAGUUAUGGAAAAAGUAUGUUGAGGAAUUGCUACAAGAUGAUUCACGAGUAGAUCGCUACCCCAAGCUUGUUAAGGGUGAAUCAAAAGUUGUGUGUGAAUGGCAAGUUGAAGGUUCUUUGAGCUCUGUAGGGAAGAGAAAGAGGGAGGAGGGAGUCGAAAUGAAAUCAGGUCAAACAUUGAAGGCUGAACCUAAAGCCCUGAUCUUUUGACAUGGGGAUUUUCUUGGAAAUGGUUAUAUAUAACAGCCUCGUCUUAAUGUCUUAUGUCCCAAAACAAGCUUAGAGCCUAGCAGAGCAGAUGACUUUUAUGAGGUUCACUGUAGCUUAAGUAAAGGUUUUAUCAGAAUAAUCGAAGAUCCAAAGAGCAAGUUUCCACCUUUUGAUUGUUGAUCUACAGCCAUUGGAGAUUGUUUUGGAGGUUAAGCCUUAAUAGAUAACCCCUUGUCCGCACCAUACAUUAUACAGCAUAGAAUAGAACAGCUAUAUGCUCAUCUGUUGCAUUAACAAAUAGGCAUCCAAAUUAAGGGAUGGUAGGAGUAGUCGUUUCCCCUGAAAAUAUUAAAUCAUCAUAUAUUUUAGAUAUUUUCUUUGUACUUUAAAUUGAUAAUCAGUUUUCUGUCUCCUU